Acomys russatus (golden spiny mouse) is the source of this 1239-nucleotide messenger RNA. It is a transcript of the gene Serpina6, whose product is annotated as serpin family A member 6. Bases 30 to 1214 code for a protein of 394 amino acids. Gene Ontology annotation, biological process: negative regulation of endopeptidase activity. Gene Ontology annotation, molecular function: serine-type endopeptidase inhibitor activity. The transcript is spliced from 4 exons. The record is from RefSeq and is a predicted model, not a curated record. Lineage: Eukaryota; Metazoa; Chordata; Mammalia; Rodentia; Muridae.
GAUUUGGCAGGGCCUAGUCAACUAAAACAAUGCGACUUGUUCUGUACAUCUGUCUCCUCUGGCUCUCCACCAGUGGCCUCUGUAAGGACCACAACACCACCUACACUGCUGAUUGUUCAAGGAGCCAUUACCGAAGACUGGCAGCCACUAAUGUUGACUUUGCCUUCAACUUGUAUCAGCAACUAGCGGCUUUGAAUCCUGAUGAGAACGUCUUAAUAUCCCCAGUGGGCAUCUCCAUAGCCUUGGCCAUGCUAUCCCUGGGCCCUUGGGGCCACACCCAGCCUCAGCUUCUCCAGGGCAUGGGCUUCAACCUCACAGAGACACCUGAAGCUGAGGUCCACCAGGACUUCCAGCACCUCUUUCACCUUCUCAAGCAUUCUGACACUGGCUUAGAGAUGAAAAUCCACAACACCAUAUUCUCUGACCAGAAAAUAAACCUGCAUGAGUCAUUCAAAGAAAAUAUUAAAUACAAUUAUACAUCAGAGUUCUCGAACAUCCCUUUCAAGAAGUGGAUUAAAGAUGCGCAGCCUGCUAAGAGUGAGACACAGGGGGGAAGUGCACAGAUGUCCUCCAACCUGGAUAGUUCCGCUACCCUCGUCCUGCUCAACGACAAUGUCCUCAAAGGCAUGUGGGAACUUCCCUUCAACCCAGAAAAUACCAAAAAGAAGGAUUUCUAUGUUCUUGAGAAGCACACAGCGACGGUACCCAUGAUGGUUCAGUCGAGCAAUAUCGGUUAUCUUGAUGACUCAGAGAUCCCCUGCGAGGUGGUAAAGAUGAAAUCCGUGGGAAAUGGAACUACCUUCCUCAUCCUUCCAAAGAAGGGACAGAUGAACACUGUCACUGCCGCACUUCAUCGGGACACAAUUGACAGAUGGGACAGGCUUCUGACCACAAGGCAGGUGACCUUGUACGUCCCGAAAUUCUCCAUGUCUAGUAACUAUGACCUUAAAGAUGUGCUGGCAGGCAAAGGCAUUGAAGCCUUGGUCACAAACCAAUCCGAUUCAGGCAUCUCCGGGACAUCAACGGUGGUCCACAAGACCACGCUGCAUGUGGAUGAGAGCAGUGCACUGCCUGUUGCUACCAAGGGCGUUCCCCUACCCACGACAUCUGAGCCACCAGUCACCAUCAUGUUCAACAGGCCCUUCAUUGUUGUGAUGUUUGACGACUGCACGUGGAACAGCAUGGUGAUGAGCAGAAUCAUGAAUCCGACCUAAGAGCAUGUCCAGAGAAACCACGGCA